UUUCCCUCUGGGAAUGAUGGGAGAUGCAGCUGGAUAUAACGCCCCUCUGCCACCCCCCACACACACUCGCUCUCUCCUAUCUCUCCUCUCUCACUGUCUGGCACUGAGUGGAAGUAAACAGAGGAGGAGAUCGCAUUUGGUUCCUGAACUGUUUCAGGGCUCGGUGCAACCACCACACACACACUUUUGAUUUCUCUCUCACACAUAUGGACAAAAAUACACACAGAGAGAGCAAAAGGGAUCUUGGCAGUACAGAAGCCUAAAAGUCGUUGACCGAACUCACAUCAGCUGCCUUUGACUGCGCAGCGUUUGAAGAAGAGAAGAAGAGCAAGAGGUGAUAGAGAGGAAAGAAAGAAGAGUGUAAAGAAGAUCAAAGGAGUGCAUCGCUUUGGGUUUGUUUGAGUCUUCCUAUUCAGUCCACGGUUGAAAAUGGAGAACACGUGAGGGAAAGAGGACCGUCGGUAAACUUGGGGCAAAAAUGCUGCUGGGUAAAGUUUGUGGAUAUUUCUAGAGGGAUUUCAUUUUUUUGCCCUUGAACUUUGAGGAAGGAACGCACAGGGUUGUCGGAGGACUGCGAAGAGGAAGAAGCCUGUAGGUGGGACAUUGGAGGAAAGGCUUCUCCAGGAAACAUGGCAGCCACCAACUCUAUCUCUUGCCCCUUUUUUCUCUCCUUCCUCUUUUUAUUCUUGGUUAUCCGGCCAGCCGUCACCCAGGGUCCAUCAGUCACAGCCGUGGGAGUAACUGAGGAUUCACCUACCACGCUGACUAACCAGACAACUACCAGCUAUACAGAGACCACCCAAAACACUCCUCCUGAGACAGGGCUUUCCACUCCCAACAGUGGUGGAGAUGCAGAUGAUGAGGAUCUCCCUCCUACUGGUGGAACACGCUGCCAGGGUUACUAUGAUGUCAUGGGCCAGUGGGACCCACCUUUCAACUGUAACGCCGGUGUCUUCCUGUACUGCUGCGGUACCUGCUUCUACCGUUUCUGCUGCCAGUUCCGUCAGCAACGCUUGGACCAGAGCAUCUGCUCCAACUAUGACACUCCCAUCUGGGCGAACACUGGAAAACCAGUUGCCACCAUUACUGAGGGACAGGGAGACCUAGACCGGGACCGCACGCAACUUAUCGUGUACAUCAUCUGUGGGGUGGUGGCCAUCAUGGUGCUGGUGGGCAUCUUUACAAAACUGGGCCUGGAGAAGAGCCGGGGGGGAAGCGGAGGCGGAGUAGGAGGGGCAGCACAGGCCGACCUCAACUCCAGGUGA
Messenger RNA from Oreochromis aureus, 1265 nucleotides. It is a transcript of the gene shisa8b, whose product is annotated as shisa family member 8b. Lineage: Eukaryota; Metazoa; Chordata; Actinopteri; Cichliformes; Cichlidae. The record is from RefSeq and is a predicted model, not a curated record. The transcript has 2 exons. Gene Ontology annotation, biological process: regulation of AMPA receptor activity; regulation of short-term neuronal synaptic plasticity. Gene Ontology annotation, cellular component: AMPA glutamate receptor complex; dendritic spine membrane; postsynaptic density. The coding region runs from base 630 to 1265 and encodes 211 amino acids.